AUUUUCCACCCCAUUUAAAAGUGGGGAAAAACCAAUAUUGCCCCUCCGUGUUUUAGUCCGAAACUUCAACCUUCGGAUCAGUACGAAACUUCAUCCUUCGGAUUAGUAUGAAACUUCAACUUCCGGACACCUCUGACAGAUUCUACCACCUUUUUCAGCACCAUUACUCCAUAGCUUCACCUACCUCACCACCAUUAUGGCCUGCAUAAACUCCUCAACCACCCCCCAUUUAUGGCUGAACACACUGUUUGGAUUGGUCCUCGUGUUAUUACCAACUUUGAUUUAACAUACAUAACAGAAGAUUGAUAAUAUGAUUCAUGUUUGUAAUGUUGUAACCAUGUCUGUAACCAUAUUAUUAGCAAGAAUAUUUUCCUUCAGUAUUGUAACGAGGUCUGUUUGUCCCAUAUUAUUGUCACUGCAUUUUCACGUUUCUGUCUUUGUGACAGUAUCUGGUUUGAAAGAUCCGAAUCUUGAAGUUUCAUAUUAAUCCGGUUUUUCAACUCUCGGACGUCUAAAAAAGGGGGGUGGUAAAUUUAAUUAUGAAGCAGUCCGAAACUUAUAGUCCUGGAUUGAUCCGAAACUUAAAGUCCUGGAUUGAUCCGAAACUUAAAGUCCUGGAUAGAUUCGAAACUUAAAGUCCUGGAUAACUCUUACCAAGCAGCAGAAUGCAGUAAGUUAAGACCAAACCAAAAGGCAUAUUCAUCAAUUACAAUCUCAACCACCACCACAAUUACAAACCAAACAUUUCAACCCAACAAUUCGUUAGGCAAGUCCUCCAAGACGGCCACGACACCGAUCAUGUUAUUUUAACUGUAACUAAAGAAUCCGAACUUUUAACUCUCGGACUAGUCCAGAACAUCAACCUCUGGACUGGUAUGGAGGUUUAAGUCCCGGAGGGUAGUCCCGACAUUUUUUUAAAAAGGCUAGGGUGGCAAUUCUAAAACAGGGGGUGGGAAAUCUAAUUCCCCAGCAACCAGGUCCCCACUUCUUUGUAACACCUCCAGCUACAUUGGAUUCACAAAUCCUCCUCUCUGCAACUCUCUCUCUUGCCCUUGUCAUGUCCAUGGCAAUUUCAACCCACCCUCUUUCUUCUCUGACCUCACUCCCUCUUCUCCUCCACUCGCUUUCUUCCUCUUCGGUGCUCUCACAGAACCAUCCUCAGCCCAAUCUCGAAUCUUCCAGGAUCAACAACAUCAAGUUUACUCCGAUUUUGCUGUGAAGUUUCAAUCUUUUUGUUGGAAACUUUGUUUUCCCUCUCUCAAUUAGGAUACCCACUUCGCCUUUUGGCUGAUUUUCACAUCUGGAGCUACCAAAAACCCAAUAGUUUUGUACCUGUUGGGGUUUUCAGCAUCUGGAUCACUUUUCCUGAAGGGUUUGUUUCUGAUCUGUUUGUAGAUAAAACAUUGAUUAGAGUUUUCUGUGGCUCUGGUCAACUUUGGAGGAUUUUCGAUUUCAGCUGAGGAUCAUGUCCCUUCUGAGGCUUGUGAGAUUGAAAUUAGAUGCUGUUUUUCUCUGAUUGUUUUAGAGGAUUUUUCUUCUUAUUGUUAGAUAUAUCUGGUUAGUUAGAGUUUCUAUUUGGAUCCAGAAUCCAGAUGAACAAGUACUGUGUUUCUGAGGAAUCUGGUUAGUUUUGUGGAGUUAACAUAUUUGUGUUUUUCCUGGUAGCUCUUUUUAGGAGUGAGGAAACUGAGGUUGUUCAGAGGGAUAUUUGUUUGUUAUGAUGAUAGUAUGCUAGAAGAUUCUUACCUAAUGACUGUGGAUUUGACCAUUUGCCAUUCUUGAAAUCAACUUCAUCUGGUGUUCUGUUAACUCUUGUUGGUAUUCUCCUCAAGAUGACUGUAAACGAUCGCUGUUUCGUGGAAUGGAAAGAGCAGUUCGUUUCGCAGGAGCGUGGCAAUCGUGUGGUUCACUAUUACCUGAAGGAUUCUGGUGGGGAAUCCGUCCUUGCAGUUGUGGGCACUGAGAGGAGUGUUAGACACAUGUGCUAUGUUGCUGCUGAGGAGUUCCUUGAAAUUUGUGGGAAGGAGGGUUGCGUUCCAGCUGGUUUCAAAUGGAGAUCUAGAAGAGAGGUGGUGGAUUGGCUGACAUCAAUGCUAUCAAAGCAGCUUGUGCAGGGAGAAAGAAGUGGAUCGCCUGGUCAUAAUUUGGCUCUACCUCAUGAAACCUCAAAUGGCUGUGAAAAUGAUGGUACUGCUCUGUCUGCUCAAAUAGCAGAUCACAAGGACAUUCUAUUGAGUAACUGCAAAUUGUCCACUUCAGACAUUGUUUGGUCAGGAGUUGCGUGGACAUGUGGAAAACAACUGAAGCAUUAUCCUGCCUUUUGCAGGAAUGGCAUCAAAAUAGCGAUUCAAUCCUUUGUUUUUGUAAUGGGAAAGGAAGAGAAACAUUUUGUGGCUUAUUUAGAGGAUAUGUAUGAAGACAGGAGGGGGCAGAAAAAGGUUAAAGUCAGGUGGUUUCACCACAAUCAGGAAGUCAAGGGUGCAAUUCCUGUCCGGAAUCCUCACCCUCGGGAAGUUUUUAUCACGUCUUAUUCUCAAGUCAUCAGUGCAGAGUGUGUUGAUGGUCUUGCCACAGUCUUAACUCGUGAACACUAUGAAAGAUGCAUGCCCUAUUUUUCUCCCACUUCAACAGACAGAAUACAUUUGUGCUUUAGACAAUUUAAAGGCAACAAAGUUAAGCCCUUUGACCUGAGUAAACUGCGUGGCUAUUAUGCUCAAUCAGUUCUUUCUUGCUUGCACCUUGAUUCUAACCAGAAGCCAGAGAAGAGCAACAACCUUGCAAGAGAAGAUGAGGAUUUGGGCGUAGGUGAUGAUGCAAAGUUGGGAGCCAAGAGGAGCAGAAGUGAUAGGGGGUCUCCUCAGUCUCGGAUUGGUCGGCGGGGAGUUAGGAAGUUAAUUAGAAGUGAGCAAAUGAUGGUACACGAGAUGUUCCAGGUUGUAAAUUAUGGUAGCCCAGAUCAGAGAUUGCUUUCUCUGAAACAGAUUGAAUUCCAACCUUGGAAUAACCCCACAUACAAGGUUGAUGACAAGAUAGAGUUGCUCUGUCAGGAUAGUGGCAUCAGAGGUUGCUGGUUCAGGUGCACAGUUGUGCAGGUAGCCCGGAAACAGUUGAAAGUUCAAUAUGAUGAUGUUCAGGAUGAAGAUGGAAGUGAAAAUCUUCAGGAGUGGAUCCCUGCUUUCAAGUUGGCCAAGCCUGAUAAACUUGGGAUGAGACAUUCUGACCGGCCCACCAUCAGGCCAGCUCCAACUCAUGAGGAACAAGAACUGGCUGUCGAGGUCGGAGCUGCAGUUGAUGCAUGGUGGAGUGAUGGCUGGUGGGAGGGGGUUGUAAUUAGAAUUGACGACUCUAGUGGUGAUAGUGUUCAAGUCUACUUUUCAGGUGAAUGCUUGCUUAUGAAAAUGCACAAGAAGGACUUGCGAAUAUCUAGAGAUUGGUUAGGAGACAAGUGGAUUGAUAUUAAGGCAAAGCCUGAUAUAACCUCAACUAUAUUUACAGCUGAUAGUUUUAACUCAAAGCAUCCCUUGUCACAGUCUAUGGUUAAGGAUGGGGACUCUGUUGGUGUCGCUAAUUCAUGUCAAGACGUUCUUUCUAGUAAGAAGUCUAACGAACCUGAUAUUGCUGAAGAGAAACUUGUGUGUUGUGAUGGCUUUGCUGAAGAUGGGGAUUGUGUCGGUGAUAAUAAUAGAGAAAAAAAUGCACAAGUUGAUAAUGUUGAGACGCGUAGCAGUUGUGAUAAUGAAGAUAAUGGUGAUGAUAAUGGCAAGGGUGUCAAUGAUGAUGGUCGUAGUAAUGAGAACAUUAGUGAUGAUAAUAAGGAUAUGGAGGUGAGUGGUACUUCUGAACCAACUGUAGAACAUCAUGCAUAAACAUAUGAUAUGAUGGUGCUGGUUGUAGAGUUUUGCCAUCAUCUCUUUGCUUUGUUGUGAUCUUUGUCUGAUGUUUAGUGUGAUAGAAUGUAAAUAGUAGUUACACAGGAAUGUUGGGAAGCUGAUUGAUUUUUUAACUUUAGUCUCCUUCAUAGAUGUACAGUGUUAAGUGUAAUGUCCAAGGUUGUGUUAUCAUCCUUUCCAUUGGUUGUAUUAGGAAGAUUUCUUUAUAUUACUAUUGAGUAAUAUUGAGUAAUUCCACUCGUUA
This is a messenger RNA of Lotus japonicus, 4134 nucleotides long. RefSeq lists its product as uncharacterized. The record is from RefSeq and is a predicted model, not a curated record. Gene Ontology annotation, molecular function: chromatin binding. Bases 1833 to 3866 code for a protein of 677 amino acids. NCBI's taxonomy places the organism in Eukaryota, Viridiplantae, Streptophyta, Magnoliopsida, Fabales, Fabaceae. The transcript is spliced from 6 exons.